UAUUGACUUAUCAGGCAUUAGUCCAUGCACAGGAGAUUCAAGGUAAACAACAAAAUCCCUGCCUUCAUGGGGAGUUUACAGUGCCAUGAGGAGAAAAAGACACUUCAUAUUAUAUUAGGUGACUAGGGUAGAAGGAUAGGAAGUGUAAUAAGGUAACUAGGGAAGGCCUCACUGAGAAAAUGACAUGUGAGUGAAGACAUGUAGGGCCAGCCACUGGGAUCUCUCCAAGAAGAGGGAACAGCCAGGACAAAAACCCUGUAGUGGGGCCAUGUCUGGUGGAGUUGGGUGCCUACAACUGAAGGAGCCAAGGAAAAUAAUAGGAAAUAGAAAGAUAAGAAAUAAGAGGACCGACUAUAUAAAACCUUGGUAAGGCCUUUGGCCUUUAAUUAUGGGCUAAAUUUUGAGCCAAAGAGUUUAUAUUUCAACAGGGUCCAAUUGCCCACUGUAUUGGGGAGGGAACAAGGGACCACCUAGCAGACUAUUUCAGUAAUCCAGGCAAAGAUGAUGGGGCUCUGACCGAUCUGGAAUGAGAACUGGUUGAAUUCUAUAUGUAUUUGCAAAUAGAACCAAAGGGAACGAUUCAUUGUGAGGUAUGAUAAAGAGAAUAAUCAGCGUUGAUCACACGUUUUUUGACCUGUGCAACUGUGAGAAUGGACUGGCUGCGAUGAGGAAGGGCCUAGAGUGGAACAAGUUGGCAGCGAGGCAGCAACUGGAGUUUGUUCGUCUGCCAUCCAUGUUUGCUCACCGACCCGGCCUUGUCACGGUGGACAGUGGCAGGAAAACUCCCGCCCCCAGCGUGCCCUGCGCGCCGGCCAGCACGCUCAGGGGUGGGGCCUGCGCGCGCAUGCGGGGUAGCGGAACGCUCUCUGUACGGCAAGGCGGUCACUUCGAGCGUGAUAGUUUGCUCUCUGAAGGGAGUGAGGGCGGUUAGGUGCUUCUGGCCACUUUCCCUUCCCCGGUUAAAUUAAAAAUACCUUUUGGAAAUAAGUUACUAGAUGCUGUUUGUUUGGUACCUAACAAGAACUUAAAAUAUGGAAUAAUUCUUACACAUGGAGCAUCAGGAGAUAUGAAUCUUCCUCAUUUGAUGUCACUGGCAUCCCAUCUUGCAUCUCAUGGGUUUUUUUGCCUGAGAUUUACCUGUAAAGGCCUUAAUAUUGUACAUAGAAUUAAGGCAUAUAAAUCAGUUUUGAGUUACCUAAAGACCUCAGGAGAAUACAAACUUGCCGGUGUUUUCCUUGGAGGUCGUUCAAUGGGCUCAAGAGCAGCUGCUUCUGUAAUGUGUCAUAUUGAGCCAGAUGAUGAUGAUGAUUUUGUUCGAGGUCUCAUUUGUAUUUCUUAUCCACUGCACCAUCCAAAGCAGCAGCAUAAACUUAGAGAUGAAGAUCUCUUUCGUAUAAAAUACCCUGUACUAUUUGUGUCAGGCUCAGCAGAUGAAAUGUGUGAAAAGAACUUGUUGGAGAAAGUGGCACAGAAAAUGCAAGCUCCUAAUAAAAUCCACUGGAUUGACAAGGCAAAUCAUUCCAUGGCAGUAAAAGGACGGUCAACAAAUGAUGUUUUCAAAGAAAUAAAUACACAGAUUUUGUAUUGGAUCCAGGAAAUCACUGAAAUGAACAAGAAAUAAUUGUCUUUAGUUAAAAGCCAUGUUAUUUUGAAUACAAAUAUAGUUAAUUUGAUAAAGAACAGCAUAAAUCUCAGCAUUAUGAGAUAUAUUUCUGACUAAUUUAAUGUUCUUUAGUGUUCCCUGAUUUUUAAUACAUGUUUUAAUUGUGAAAUGGACGUCUUUUACAACAUGUCUUUUGAAAGCAUAAAGCAUAGUUCUAUAAAGAUGAUGCACGAAUAUUGAAGAUGGUCUAAAUAUAAUUUAUUUUCAUUAAUAUAGUUAAGUUUUGAAAAAAAAUAAACUUUGGAAUUUUGUUACAGUGUAAUUUUUGUCUUAUUGCGGUGCAACUGAGAAAGUACUCUAGUGUUCCAGGAGUCAUCUUUAAUAAAGGAAAACAACACUUGUUUUACUAUAGUAAAAUUUAGUCACUAAUUCAGGCCCUCAUCAGUUCUCAUCUGUAUAAUUGCAGUAGCCUAAUUGAGUUUCCUUUUUAUUGUCUUCUUGCUUCAAUAAACCAAUUGAUACCUCCAACUCAAAAACUAUUGGUGGAUCUCCAAAGGUGACUAUUAAGGUAAAAGCCCUUUGUUCAAGGUUCUCCACAAUAGGCCUCGUCAACAUUUUAGUCUCAUUUCCCCUAUGCUCUGAAUCAAUAUACAAUACUCCAGCUACCGUGGACUACGCAGAGUUAUGGAACAAGUCUGUCUCUUCUUCCUGAAACUUUCUUCUUUGUUAGUCUUUGCCUGUUACCAAAUCCUCCUCAUCUUUUAAGGCCCUUAAAUUCUAUUUUUCUUUGUAGCUUUCUUUGUAUUACCCUAACCAAGUAUCCUUCACACCCACAUAGUAUUUUCCUCUUCAUUGUUAAGCGCACUCUGCCUUCUCAUUGUUAUUGACAUAUUUGCU
Rhinolophus ferrumequinum (greater horseshoe bat) is the source of this 2500-nucleotide messenger RNA. It is a transcript of the gene TEX30, whose product is annotated as testis expressed 30. The record is from RefSeq and is a predicted model, not a curated record. Lineage: Eukaryota; Metazoa; Chordata; Mammalia; Chiroptera; Rhinolophidae.